Molecule: messenger RNA, 1644 nt
Organism: Triticum dicoccoides
Lineage: Eukaryota; Viridiplantae; Streptophyta; Magnoliopsida; Poales; Poaceae
Product: DELLA protein SLR1-like
Exons: 1
Coding region: 1-1473 (490 amino acids)
Source: RefSeq, a predicted model, not a curated record
AUGGGCCAUUUCGCCUUCGGCUGGAAGGGCAAGGAACCCGCCCCGGCCGCCUCCCCGUCCGGCGUGGGUGCUACGCUGCCUCUCCAGUCCAUCCAGGGCACCGCCGCCGCGACGACCGGCGCUGACACGGCGUACUGCCUCGACGCGGCCAUGUACGCGUCCGCAGCCCCACCCACGGUCCCGCCGCCCGUUGCGGAGGCGGCGGCGAGGAGGCACCAGGAAGCGGAGAACGUCGCGCUCUAUCUCAUCCACAUCCUUCGCAAGUGCGCAGAAACCAUCGAGGCGGGCGACUAUGCGGCCGCGGCCGGCAAGCUCACCGAGGCGCACACGAUGCUCGCGACGUCUGUCUCGACGACCACCGGGAUCGGCCGCGUCGCCAGCCACUUCACCGCCGCGCUUGCCCAACGCCUCUUCCCGGCGACGCCGCACUCCUCCUUCGCGCUGGACACCUCGCCGGAGCGCGCUGGCGAGCUCUACCGCCAGUUCUACAAUGCGGGGCCCUACCUCAAGUUCGCGCACUUCACGGCCAACCAGGCCAUCCUCGAGGCGUUUGAGGGCUGCGACCGCGUGCAUGUCGUGGAUCUCGCCAUCAAGCAGGGCAUGCAGUGGCCUGCCCUCAUCCAGGCCCUCUCCAUCCGCCCUGGCGGCCCGCCGUCCGUCCGCAUCACCGGCGUCGGAUCUGCGCCCGCCGCCGACGAAGUUGGCCUCCGCCUCGCCGAGUUCGCACGCGCCAUGAACGUCCCCUUCUCGUUUCAAAGGGUCACUGACGACAGCCUGGACCAGCUCCGGCCGUGGAUGUUCCAGGUCCUCCCCGGAGAGGCGGUGGCCGUGAACUCCAUCUGCCAGCUCCACCGCGUCCUGGUGAACCCGGACGCCGCAUCCACCUCUCUCCCCUCUCCCAUCGACAUCGUGCUCGGCUGGAUCGCGUCCAUGCAGCCCAGGGUGUUCACGGUGGUGGAGCAGGAGGCGGACCACAACAAGCCGGGGCUGGUGACACGCUUCGAGAAUGCCAUGUUCUACUACGGCUCCGUGCUCGACUCCAUGGAGGCCAUGUCCGUGAGCCGUCGCGGCGCCAUCGGCAACGGAGCCGGCGCCGACGCGUACGUGCAGAGGGAGAUCUUCAACAUCGUAUGCUACGAGGGCAGCGCCCGCACCGAGCGCCACGAGCCACUGGCAUACUGGUGCUCUCGCCUCUGGCGCACGGGUUUCACCCAUGUGCCACUGGGUCCGAGCGCGGCCUAUCAGGCCGCUAAGUUUGUCCGCGUGUUCUCUGGCACCGGAUUCCGCGUCCAGGAGAUCGGCGGAUGCCUCUCGCUCGCGUGGCACGAGCACCCCCUGCUCACGGUGUCCGUGUGGAGCGCAAUGCCCGCCGACGGCGCCGGCACUGCCAAGGAGCACGCCGAUAAGCACAAGCUGAAGAUGAGCAUCGGCGAGAGCAGCGGCGGCCACCUGCCAGACGCCGGGGCGCAGUGAAAGAGCGCGACAUGCAUGCAUCGUGGUUUGAAUAAUUGUUAAGAGUCGUUGGAGGCAGAUCGUCGAUCGAGUUUAGUUUGUUAGUUAGUCGGAGCUUAAGCUGUACGUAGUCGUGAGUCAGUCGUCAUAUGGAUAUUGGUCUAGGUCAAUAAAGUGUCAAAGUUUGUGAGA